Messenger RNA from Puccinia graminis f. sp. tritici CRL 75-36-700-3, 1273 nucleotides. RefSeq lists its product as uncharacterized. The transcript has 6 exons. The record is from RefSeq and is a predicted model, not a curated record. Gene Ontology annotation, cellular component: cytosol. Lineage: Eukaryota; Fungi; Basidiomycota; Pucciniomycetes; Pucciniales; Pucciniaceae. The coding region runs from base 205 to 759 and encodes 184 amino acids.
CGGAGUGGCUUGGUAAGAAUACACCACUCAACACUUCAACCUUGGACUCGAGUCGUUGAGGAAGCCCGAUUCGCCCAUCGAUACAUAUCUAGUACGACCAGCCGUGUUUAUUUGAUGUCUGUUGGUGAGCAUCUGUUGCCGAAUCCGAGACGAGCUUGAACGUUAGCCAAAACAAAACAAAAAAAACAGAACAACUCAGCUAUUAUGGUGGCGUCCGGAGACCCGCCUAAUCAAGGUCUCAAGACUCAACUCAAGGCAGCUUUGAAUGAUUCCAGUUUAUCCGAAGAGGGGUUUGAGACUUCGAAAGUGAUUGCGUUGAUUGAUGUGUUACUCCAGGAAGGAGAUAGCACCAGUGGCUCAGUAACCAGUCACACCUUCCCAUCACGAAAAAAGCUGGUAAAGAUGAUCAAGACUUGUUACCAGUUUGUGAUCAAAAACAAGGCAGGCAAAGAGGUGAUGUGGUUUGUGGAUAUGAAGAAGAAGGGUCGGGUUGCCAAAGGAAAGGCGCCGUUCAAACCAGACGUAACGAUAUGGUGUUCAGACAAUGACUUGGUAGCUCUGGCCACUGGAGAAAUGAACCCUCAAAAGCUUUAUGCUGCUAACCGGAUCAAAGUCCGUGGUAACCUCGACAAGGCGCUCAAAGUAGAACGGAUCAUCUCUCAUGAACGCGACAAAAUCUUGUUGGCUGGCCAAGAACCCUCGCCAUCCUCGGUCUCGCUUUCGAAAUCAAUCGCAGGCUCGCGUAGCAGCAAGCUAUGACUUAAUCAGUAUAAAUCUUGACAUAAAGCACAUGUAUGACUAACGCUUGUUGUGUAAUCUGCAUUCGGUCUACGAAUCUAUCCGAUGUACAAUGUACCUUACCAGCAUCGUUUUUCCGUCUGUUUUAUAGCUGUUUUUUUUUGUCCGGUGUGUCUCAACCCGUGAUUAUGCAAUAUUCUUGUAAUUUUGUUGUACUCUUUAUUUUUUCCCCGAGUCAUUUAUGUUUUUAUCCUGCUGUCAUUUCACCAUUUCACACCAGCAUGAAUCCCGUCCUGUUGAAGAAUCAUUUUUUUGACAUUUCACCGCAUCUUUCAGCAUGUUCCUCUGUAUGAAGCAAUGAACAUUUUUCUUUUCAUUUGUUACACAGUCUUAACUUCGCUCCGCAUGUUUAGUUUAUACAAGCGAUUCUGAUGUUCAUUGUUAUCGUACUGGUGUACUGUUAGCAAAACAAUUUUUGAUCGGUAGCCUUUCCCUCACCACCGACAACUGAUUCAUAUGAAUCUCUGGGAUCCCG